AUGGUGCAUCUGUCCGCUAGCUCUCUGCUAUUGGCGGCUGGUGUCCUGUCAAAGCUCGCAUUCGGAGCUGGCUUGGACACUGCCGCGGUGGCUAUUGGCAAGCUCUAUUUUGGAACUGCCACUGAUAAUCCCGAAUUGACGGACACUGCCUAUGUCACGCAGCUCAACAAUACCAACGACUUUGGCCAAAUCACCCCCGGAAAUUCACAAAAGUGGGAUGCAACGGAGCCAUCGCAAAACACCUUCACAUUCACCAACGGAGAUACCGUUGCUAAACUGGCGGAGGCCAAUGGUCAGAAGCUGCGAUGCCACAACUUGGUGUGGCACAGCCAGCUCCCUAGCUGGGUUACCAGUGGCACCUGGACCAAUGCGACACUGGUUGCAGCUUUGAAGAAUCAUAUUACCAACGUCGUUACCCAUUACAAAGGGCAGUGCUACGCCUGGGACGUUGUGAAUGAAGCUCUCAAUGAGGAUGGAACGUACCGCACGAGUCUGUGGUACCAGACCAUUGGAGAAGCCUAUAUCCCAAUCGCAUUCGCAACCGCCGCGGCCGCCGAUCCAAGUGUCAAACUCUACUACAACGACUACAACAUCGAAUACUCCGGCUCCAAGGCCACCGGUGCACUCAAAAUUGUCAAGCUUAUCAAGUCCUACGGAGUCAAGAUCGACGGAGUCGGCCUGCAAGCUCACUUCAUUGUCGGUAGCACCCCAAGCAGGAGCAACCAGGCCAGCACAAUGGCCUCAUACACCGCUCUGGGCGUGGAAGUUGCCAUUACCGAGCUCGAUAUCCGAAUGACACUCCCCGCCACCGAUGCUCUGCUCGCCCAGCAGUCGACGGACUACAGCAACACUGUUGGCGCCUGUGUGGACACCAGCGGCUGUGUGGGCGUCACCAUCUGGGACUGGACUGACAAGUACUCCUGGGUUCCGAGCACUUUCUCGGGACAAGGCGCUGCCUGCCCUUGGGAUGAGAACUACGCAAAGAAACCUGCGUACACCGGGAUUCUGACUGCCCUGGGGGGAACGGCCACCGCCACGUCGACAACUACUUCCACGACUAGUAAAAGCACUACCACCACGACUACUUCUAGCACCAGCACGUCUACGGCCGUUGCUGCGCACUGGGGUCAGUGUGGUGGCUCUGGGUGGACUGGUCCCACGGUGUGUGCGAGUGGAUAUACCUGCACCUACUCUAACGCCUGGUACUCUCAGUGUCUCUAG
This is a messenger RNA of Penicillium brasilianum, 1221 nucleotides long. Lineage: Eukaryota; Fungi; Ascomycota; Eurotiomycetes; Eurotiales; Aspergillaceae. The record is from the annotation of a GenBank genome assembly.